Lobosporangium transversale is the source of this 1164-nucleotide messenger RNA. RefSeq names its product uroporphyrinogen decarboxylase. Gene Ontology annotation, biological process: heme biosynthetic process. NCBI's taxonomy places the organism in Eukaryota, Fungi, Mortierellomycota, Mortierellomycetes, Mortierellales, Mortierellaceae. Gene Ontology annotation, cellular component: cytosol. Gene Ontology annotation, molecular function: uroporphyrinogen decarboxylase activity. The record is from RefSeq and is a predicted model, not a curated record. The coding region runs from base 19 to 1131 and encodes 370 amino acids. The transcript is spliced from 3 exons.
GCUAAGGACUUCCCUCCCAUGAGAAAUGAUUUGAUACUACGAGCUGCUCGCGGCGAAAAGACUGAGCGAGCGCCUGUCUGGGUCAUGCGGCAAGCGGGUCGCUACCUUCCAGAGUUCCGUAAGCUUCGCGAAGAGUAUGAUUUUUUCACUAUUUGUCAGACUCCAAAGCUGGCGACUGAGGCGACGCUUCAACCUAUAAACCGAUAUGACGGGUUGCUAGAUGCAGCUAUCAUCUUCUCAGAUAUUUUGGUGAUCCCUCAAGCUAUGGGCCUCAAGGUAGUGAUGCUGCCAGGCAAAGGUCCUUCUCUCCCUGAUCCACUAAAAUCGCCUGAAGAUAUGCGCCUUCGAUUGAAAGGAAAGAUCGAUGUUCAACAGGAGUUGAAAUAUGUCUUCGAAGCCAUCACCAUGACUCGACAUGAACUCCAAGGACGUGUUCCUCUGAUUGGUUUUGUCGGUGGCCCAUGGACAUUAAUGACAUUUAUGACUGAGGGCAGAAGCAACAGGAUGUUAUCCAAAGUCAAAAAUUGGAUGUACAAGAAUCCAAACGAUAGUCAUGAAUUACUACGAAAGAUCACGGAUGUCACAGUUGAUUUUUUGGUAGGCCAAGUCCGUGCGGGUGCUCAGAUGCUUCAGGUGUUCGAGUCCUUUGCUGGAGAACUCUCACCCCUUGAUUUCGAGCGCUUCUUGCUUCCUUAUCUGAUCGAAAUCAAUGACCGUGUCAAAGCCGAGCUCAAGGAUGAUGCGGUGCCCAUGGCUGUAUACGCAAAAGGCGCUUGGUUUGCACUCGAUUCCUUGGCUGACAGUGGCUAUGAAAUCGUAUCCUUGGAUUGGACCCAUGAUCCUGCUGCUGCCAAGGUCAUCGUUAAGGGACGUGUUACAUUGCAAGGCAAUCUGGAGCCCAAUGUGUUGAUGGGAUCUGAUGAAGAGAUUGUCCGAGAGACCGAAAAGAUGGUCCGUGCGUUUGGAAGUUCUGAGAGGUACAUUGCCAACUUGGGUCACGGUAUCGUACCUGGUGCAUCUGUGGAAGGCAUGGAGCUUUUCCUUAAGACAGUUCAUCGUGUUGGACGUGAGAUUGGUGAGACGAGUAGACAGAACCAUUGUACGGAAGACGAAGAGGGAUUUAUCGUCUAGGAGAAACAUACUUGUACAUUUUCUUAAAUCUGC